Nematostella vectensis (starlet sea anemone) is the source of this 1942-nucleotide messenger RNA. RefSeq names its product serine/threonine-protein phosphatase PP1-beta catalytic subunit. Gene Ontology annotation, biological process: circadian regulation of gene expression; regulation of circadian rhythm. The record is from RefSeq and is a predicted model, not a curated record. The transcript is spliced from 8 exons. Gene Ontology annotation, molecular function: protein serine/threonine phosphatase activity. The coding region runs from base 81 to 1070 and encodes 329 amino acids. Gene Ontology annotation, cellular component: nucleus; cytoplasm. Lineage: Eukaryota; Metazoa; Cnidaria; Anthozoa; Actiniaria; Edwardsiidae.
AAGGAUGUCCAAAUAAGGCGUGAAGGCGCUCGCUCAAUGUGUCGUUAAACAUAGAUGAAGGACUUGGGAGCAACGAGAUAAUGGCUGAAGGGGAGUUGAACAUAGACAGCAUUAUAUCUCGCUUGCUGGAAGCUCGGGGCAGGCCAGGCAAAAGUGUACAGCUCGCAGAAUCUGAAGUGCGAGGACUUUGUUUGAAGUCUCGAGAAAUAUUUUUGAACCAGCCUAUCCUACUAGAGCUGGAGGCCCCCUUAAAAAUAUGCGGUGAUGUCCAUGGGCAGUAUACUGAUCUACUAAGAUUGUUUGAGUAUGGUGGCUUCCCUCCUGAAGCCAACUAUCUGUUCCUUGGAGACUAUGUUGAUAGAGGAAAGCAGUCCCUUGAGACGAUAUGCCUUUUACUGGCCUACAAGAUCAAGUACCCAGAAAACUUUUUCCUUUUAAGAGGAAACCAUGAGUGUGCUAGCAUUAACAGAAUCUAUGGCUUCUACGAUGAGUGCAAGAGACGGUAUAAUAUCAAGCUAUGGAAAACCUUCACAGACUGCUUUAAUUGCCUACCCAUUGCAGCUAUCGUGGACGAAAAGAUUUUCUGUUGUCAUGGAGGCUUGUCUCCUGAUCUGCAGUCAAUGGAACAGAUUAGAAGAAUCAUGAGGCCAACAGAUGUCCCUGACACAGGUUUACUGUGCGACUUGUUAUGGUCUGAUCCUGAUAAAGAUACAAACGGUUGGGGGGAGAAUGAUCGUGGAGUGUCAUUUACGUUUGGAGCAGAUGUGGUCAGCAAGUUUUUAAACAGACAUGACUUGGACUUAAUAUGUCGAGCACAUCAGGUAGUUGAAGAUGGUUAUGAAUUCUUUGCCAAGCGACAGCUAGUGACACUGUUCUCAGCACCCAACUACUGCGGAGAAUUUGACAAUGCUGGUGGUAUGAUGAGCGUGGAUGACACCCUCAUGUGCUCCUUCCAGAUUUUAAAACCUUCAGAAAAGAAAGCCAAGUAUCAGUAUGGUGGCCUAAACUCCGGACGACCAGUCACCCCCCCAAGGGGUCCACAGAACAAGAAGGGAGGACGGAACAAAUGAUCGGAACAUAUGACAUAACCUAGGACACAAGCAGAGACAAACACCUCAAAAUCAGUUUGGCAGGAAUAUAGCUUUGUUCAUAACACCUUGAGUUUAAUGGGUAAAAAGUAUGAUAUAUAACUAGUUUUCUGUUUGUUCAAAGGCUAUCCUGUCCAACCAUAGAAAAAGUUCUAGAUUAUUCUGUCAAACAGAUCAAGUUCUCCUACAACUGAUCAUUAAUCAACUCCUGUUAAACUAAUGAAUGGACCUGGUCAUACAAGUGCCCUGCAAGUUAGGCCUCUUCUCCUAGAUCUGAGGUUAUAUUAAAACUUUACAGGGUUUGUGAGCAGACGUAUGACUUCAGAAACCCCAGGGGUCACGUUGUUGAGAUGCCAGGGGUUGGCUGUUCAGGCAAAGGGGUCAGUCCAUUAUACCCUACAUGUGUGCCCUACUAGAAAGAGUGUGAUCCAUAUAUAUCUAUAUGUGUAGUGACGGUCGCAUGUGUAGGAUGAAAUAGACACCCUGAUGACAGCUUUCAUACAAGCUUAUUGCAGUAGUACUACAUGUUCUCACUUGACAGGGGUCUGAAGACUCUACUGAAAUCGUUUCUAUAGUGAUGCGUAAAACACACACACAAAAAAAAACAAUCAGUCACUUGGCUAUCUGAAGCCCAGAAGGAUGUAUAAUAGAACUAUGUAUGUAAAAUACAUAAUGCAUGUUUAUGUAAUCUGUCAAGAUGAAAUCCUGGACCUUGAUAAUGUUAGCAAAUGUGUAGAUGUACAACCUUACUGUAUUUAUUUUUCUAGGAAACUUUAGUAUGUUAGUAACUUUGAUGUUUGUUGUUUCUGAGUAGAAUUAUAUAAUUCAUUCUUAUUAAAAUGAAUCGUCUAGAA